Messenger RNA from Puntigrus tetrazona (Sumatra barb), 4270 nucleotides. RefSeq names its product relaxin family peptide receptor 3 (gene rxfp3). Gene Ontology annotation, cellular component: membrane. The transcript has a single exon. Gene Ontology annotation, molecular function: G protein-coupled receptor activity. Gene Ontology annotation, biological process: immune response; G protein-coupled receptor signaling pathway. The record is from RefSeq and is a predicted model, not a curated record. Lineage: Eukaryota; Metazoa; Chordata; Actinopteri; Cypriniformes; Cyprinidae. Bases 1661 to 2899 code for a protein of 412 amino acids.
AAAGUAUUUUGGGCCACAUUCCAAUUUCAUUUCCUUUAUCCAAAUCCUGGACUUGCACCUCCAAAAUGAAAAGCCAAGCUGCGCCACUGGCACAGAAGCGAAAAAUUGAGCCUGUUCUAUGUUAUGAAGAGUCUGAUUCAAACUGACCUUUGAAGUUGUCACAAUACCUGACGUAAUAUGGUUGCCAAGAAACUAUUUUGCUAGGCAGGCUGCUAGUCUCAUUAUUUAAGAAUGGACAAGAGUGGAACGUCUUAGUUCAGCGUUUACUAGACUUUCAUAUCUCUGCUGUUUCAAAUGCAUAAUUUAACUUGAGCUAUGGAACAGCUGACUCUCAGUCUUAUGGCGUAAAAAUGUUGAUGUAGAAUUUUAGGAUUUUACAGUAAACAUGUUUUUCAAAAUCAAACAAGUUUACUGCGUGUUAACCAGAUCCAAUCAUAAAUCCCACAGGCACCGCAAAGCUUCAUUAAACAGGUUCUGUACACCAUCGCAAGCUGAUGACAAGGAUUUGUUGAGGGGCAGAGAUCACUUAAAUCUGAGCAGCUUAUGUUCAAAACAACCUUCAAAAUUAGUUUUAUUUGUUGUUGUUUUUUUAUUAACAAAGGCAACAUGAAAAAAAACAUGCCUUUUGAAGGUGCCUGGUGCUAAUAAACAUAAACCUCAAGCCAAGGGGGUAUGAUUUUACCAGUCUGGUCUCGUAUCUGUCAGUGUAUUUUGAUCAUUAUGAGAUCAUUUCUUUAAAGUGAGAUAAAUGACACUAAACUGAGUAAGAACAGAGGAAAACGUUCAGCAUGUCAAUUAAGAAAUAGCUGACCUCUGUCAUACUGAAGAUGAAUCAUUUCACAAAUUAAAGCACUUUAUGUGCAAAUAUGCAUCUUAAAUAUGCAAGUACUUCAAUUUCGGUAUGCUAUGUAUAUAAAACAUGAGACAACCUUUAUGAAACAGCACGAAUUUAUGACAAAUUAUAAUUAUAUAAUUUGCCUAAUUAUAUCCUAAAUGCUACCCUCAUUACACUCCCCUCUUUGCGGUUUUAAGUAAUUGUGUUCACUUGAUUAGCACAAGCUAUUAAGAAGAAUAAAAUGGACCUUUGUUAUUUUAAACUCAAUUAGAAACAUCUCACAUAGCUACUCCUAUAAUUUGGCCAACUGAAUUCAAAACCUAUAAUAGCCAUUAAGAAAAUUCUGUCCUUGACAAUUAACCCCGUCUCCUCUAUCUGCUCAAGUAAUGCUUCAAAACUCAAAACGGUGCAAGUCUUUUAGAUGUUAAUUGUAGAAUUUAUCCACUUCUUCACUCUAUUCAACUAUUCGGAGCACCGCAUUACAGGGAGCACCGCUGUCCGUGCUGCGUAAAAGCGCAAGCCAUCCAAUCCAUUAACACUUGGCUCUAUAAAAACACAGCGAGCUGUCAGUGCGCGUGAAGCUACGCACGGGAAACAGAUUUGUGCGAUGAAUAUUGCUAAAAUGCCGCUAAUAGCCUCCAUUAGUGCGAUGUAUUUAAAUGGAUUAAAAAGAUAGCACCGCUCCAAUGAGCGCGCAAAGAUGAUUUUGUUCGCGGAAACCUAAAAUGGCAUUGACGGACAAGUGGAGACGAGAGAAGUUGGAAUGAUAAGAUUCAGGACUGAGUAACACGACCAGCAUGGGGAAAAUACUUUAAAAAACGAGCGAUGCAGAAGACUUCCGAGAUGCAAGACGAGCGCACCGACUACGCGUCUGGAAGUCUCCCGUUAAGUGAAUACAACGCGAGCUUCGCGGCGAACAGGACUAACAUCUCGUGGGGCGACUUUCAAGACCUCGCCGAUCUGGAUAAGCCUGAUUUCAUGGGAGACGGAUCCGCGGUCCUUAGAAUAAUCAUCUCCAUCAUUUACUCGGUCGUGUGCGCGCUGGGUUUAAUCGGCAACAUCCUCGUCCUGUAUCUCAUGAAGUCCAAACAAGCAUGGAAGAAGUCUUCCAUCAACUUCUUCGUGACCAGUUUGGCGGUCACGGACUUUCAGUUUGUUUUGACGCUUCCGUUUUGGGCUGUGGAGAACGCUAUGGAUUUCACCUGGCUGUUUGGGAAGGCGAUGUGUAAGAUAGUUUCUUAUGUCACGGCCACGAACAUGUACGCCAGCGUGUUUUUCCUUACGGCUAUGAGCGUGGCGAGAUACUGCUCCGUGGCUUCGGCGUUAAAAAGCAGGAGGCGCCGGGUGCGUUUCCCCGCGCAGUGGAUGACUAUAGUCAUUUGGAUCGCAGCGGUUGGCGCCGCUCUGCCCAACGCGAUAUUUUCAACGACCGCCACGGUAUCCAACGAGGAACUGUGCCUGGUGAAAUUUCCAGACCGGAGUGGGGACGCGCAAUUUUGGCUGGGUUUAUACCACGCGCAAAAAGUACUUCUGGGAUUCCUCAUUCCGUUCGGAAUAAUCACCGUCUGUUACCUGCUUCUCCUGCGCUUCAUAACUAACAAAAACGUGAACACCACCAGCGCCAAGAGGCGAUCUAAAGUGACUAAAUCGGUGACUAUCGUCGUUUUGUCUUUUUUCCUGUGCUGGCUGCCGAACCAGGCGUUGACAGCGUGGGGAAUCCUAAUAAAACUCAACGUAGUGCACUUCAGUUACGAGUAUUACACCACGCAGGUGUAUAUUUUUCCUGUCACGGUAUGUUUGGCGCAUUCAAACAGUUGUCUCAAUCCCAUUCUUUAUUGUUUGAUGAGAAGGGAAUUCAGAAAAGCGUUGAAAAAGCUGUUUUGGCAAAUCACUUCGCCUUCUGUGACGAACAUGAGACCGUUUACCGCCUCCACGAAGCCCGAACAAGACGAGCACGGUCCCGCGUUGAUUCCACUCGGUCCCGCUGAGCCCGCGCUUAUUUUUUAUCCUCCCGGGGCUGUCAUGUACAACGGCAGAAACGACCUUCUGCCUAACAGCACAUAACGACUUCUCGCUGGCGGUGUUUCUCAAGACAAAGUGGCUAAUAACUAAUUAUUGGUUUGUAGUAGCCUGUACGGUUUUUUUGCUCCGCUAACAGAAAUACUUCUGAGAAACAAAUGCGUGGAGUACAAAAAUGUUUUGAUUAAACCGGAGAACCCUGCACAGACAGCAAGGUCCAAAGACAAGGUCAGGGCUAAGAUAAAACAGUCCAUGUGACAUCAGUGGCUCAACUUUAAAGCUACGAGAAUACUUUUUUUUAAGUAAAAAAGGACUUUAUCAAAUCUCCGCAGUUUUGGAGCACACCACGACUCACGCGUGCUUUCCAGUGUAAACAAAACUGAUCGCUUUGAUUAUGUUGGGGAAAGCGCGCAUGCGUCGUGGUACUCCCCAAAAUGGCGGAAGGCGGUUAAUGAGUAAAUUUAGAAGAAUUGUUAAAUGAUUUUUGUUGUCUUUGCACAUAAAAAGCAUUCUUGUUUUGCAUAAUUGAAAUCGAGCCACAGGUGUCACGGGAAUGUGUUUACUACAUUUUUGGGUGUGGGAAUAUUUGGGUUGCCUUGCUGUCUGUGGGGUCAGAGAGCUCUCAGAUUUGACCAAAAAAUAUCUUAAUUUGAUGAACGUAGGUCUUAUGGGUUUGUUACUGCAUAAGGGUGACUAAUUAAUAACAGAAAUGUCACUUUUCACCUUUUCACUAGUAAGAAAGUCUUUACAAGCGGGAGGAAAGAGCUCCAGGCGAAAUGACACAAACGUUGCUCCCUUUUUAACUUCAACUCUGUACUACUAAUAAUCUAAUCUGGGACUGAAAGAAAAGCUUUGUACAAACGAGUAUCCAGUAUUAAAUUUGACAGACUAUAUUUACAGAGCAUAAUGUGGAUUAAAGACUGAGUCACUUUGUAAUGUAGCAGUUGUAAUCAUAUAAUUUAGUAAUGUAGCCUAUCAGUUGGUUUAUAAAUAAAUUGUAUUUUAUUUAUUUAAUUUCAUUAUUAUUGUUUUUUUAAUAAAUGAAAGCAUUAACAACACCAGAUAUUAAUCUAUUAAUUCACAGUAAGGCACGAGUAUGUAUUUUUGAUCAACUAUUGCCCAAACAAGCCAUUACAAUGCUAAUAAACAUCAUCUUACAGCUACUUACAUCAGCCAGUGAUAGGUAGCAGGUUUUUUUUUUUUUUUUACGUACUAUGAAAAAAAUCAGCCAAUAUACUAGCCUGACAAGAUCUGAUGGCUAAGACCAGCAAAACCCUUUUCUUAAGUGAUCAUUAGAAAGGUGUGUUAUUAUUAUAGGCAUAUAUGUGAACUGUGACUUUGUACACUUGGUCAGUUAUUUAUGUUUGACUUAAUGGAUUUGUCAGACUUCAUCAUUUGUCCUUCUAAUUAAACCUA